Grammomys surdaster is the source of this 1633-nucleotide messenger RNA. It is a transcript of the gene Ercc8, whose product is annotated as ERCC excision repair 8, CSA ubiquitin ligase complex subunit. Gene Ontology annotation, cellular component: Cul4A-RING E3 ubiquitin ligase complex; nucleotide-excision repair complex. The transcript has 12 exons. Bases 50 to 1243 code for a protein of 397 amino acids. The record is from RefSeq and is a predicted model, not a curated record. Gene Ontology annotation, molecular function: protein binding. Lineage: Eukaryota; Metazoa; Chordata; Mammalia; Rodentia; Muridae. Gene Ontology annotation, biological process: transcription-coupled nucleotide-excision repair; proteasome-mediated ubiquitin-dependent protein catabolic process; protein polyubiquitination.
AGCUCUGUCAUGGCGGCACUCAGGCCUCAAGCCGGUGUGUGGAACCAAGAUGUUGAGCUUUUUGUCCGCUCGACAGUCGGGUUUGGAGGACCCUCUUCGCUUGCGUAGAGCGCAGUCCACACGGAGGGUCCUGGGACUGGAGUUAAACAAAGACAGGGAUGUUGAAAGAAUCCAUGGCAGUGGAGUUAACACUCUUGACAUUGAGCCUGUUGAAGGAAGAUACAUGUUGUCAGGUGGUUCCGAUGGUGUGAUUGUACUCUAUGACCUUGAGAACGCCAGCAGACAGCCCUAUUACACAUGUAAAGCAGUGUGUUCCGUUGGCAGAAGCCAUCCUGAUGUUCACAAAUACAGCGUGGAGACUGUUCAGUGGUACCCUCAUGACACUGGCAUGUUCACAUCCAGCUCGUUUGACAAAACUCUGAAAGUAUGGGAUACAAACACAUUGCAGGCUGCAGAUGUGUUUAAUUUUGAGGAAACAGUUUACAGUCAUCACAUGUCCCCAGCAGCCACCAAGCACUGUCUGGUAGCAGUUGGAACUAGAGGACCCAAAGUACAACUUUGUGACUUAAAGUCUGGAUCCUGUUCUCACAUUCUACAAGGUCACAGACAGGAAAUAUUGGCAGUUUCCUGGUCCCCACGCUAUGACUAUAUCUUGGCAACAGCAAGUGCUGACAGUAGAGUAAAAUUAUGGGAUGUGAGAAGAGCAUCAGGAUGCUUGCUUACUCUUGAUCAGCAUAAUGGGAAAAAGUCACAAGCUGUUGAAUCAGCAAACACUGCUCACAAUGGGAAAGUUAAUGGCUUGUGUUUUACAAGUGACGGGCUUUACUUGCUCACCGUUGGCACAGACAACCGAAUGCGGCUCUGGAAUAGCUCCAGCGGGGACAACACACUGGUGAACUACGGGAAGGUGUGUAUUGACAGCAGGAAAGGGCUGAAGUUUGCUGUCUCCUGUGGCUGCAGCUCAGAGUUUGUGUUUGUUCCCCAUGGAAGCACCAUUGCCAUGUAUGCAGUCCACUCAGGAGAGCGUCUCGCCAUGCUUAAGGGACAUUACAAAAGUGUCGACUGCUGUGUGUUUCAGCCUAAUUUCCAGGAACUUUACAGUGGGAGCAGGGACUGCAAUAUUCUUGCUUGGGUACCAGCUUCAUAUGAACCAGUUCCUGACGAUGAUGAUGAAGCUCCAACCAAAUCCCAGUUGAACCCAGCGUUCGCGGAUGCCUGGAGCAGCAGUGACGAGGACGGGUGACUGUCAGUCCAGUGCCUCGGCUCUUGGCCCCUCGGACUUCCAGGGCAGUGCUGUGUGUACUUCCGCACGGGGUGUCCUUCCUAUUAUUGUUGUUUGAGACAGUGUCUCGCUGUGUAACCCUGCCUAGCCUGGACUAGCCUGGAGCUCUGUAUAGAGCAGACUUGGCUCACACUUGCAGCCGUUCUGCCUCUGCUCCCAGGUGCUGGGGUUAGAGGUGUGUACCACGUGGCCCCUUCUGUGCGUGUAUGUGUUUGUUUCAUUGUUUUUAAAACUUUUUAGACAGUUUCUAGCCUGUUAAUCCUGAAUUUGGGGUAUUUCCCUCUGUUUUAAAAUGAGAUUAAUAUUUAUAAAACCCUGAAAUACACUUUUCUAUAGGAUAAUUGAUCAAAA